AGUGACCUAAGGAAUCAGGGGGAGGAUUAGGGUCUGCUCCACAGAAGGCUUACCUCUGAAAGAGUCGGGGAGGGAAUGCGCAGUCACUCGCUGCCUUUGUCCCGAGAAGCCCCUAACACUCCUCGCCGUGGUCUGUACAUGGUCUGUACCUCCGGCCGCGCUGGCUGGUAGGCCAGCCACCUGGGAUGGCAGCCUAGUUCUCCCGCCACCUUGCCCUGCCAUGACUCUAAUCUGCAUUUAAUUCAGUCCUUCUUCCGGGAGACUCCGGCGGAGAAUUUCAUUCUCGCCUUAGUUACCCUUUAGUUCUGCUGAUUUGGGGAAUCCCCAACACUCCUCUACAGAGAAUAUACAACAUCCAGAACAAAAUUUUCCAAAGGCUUCUUCACUAAAGUCUACUGAGGUCAAACCUGAAACAGGCUGUAGACUCCACCAGCUGGGUAAGAAUGGGAAGAAGAUCAGAAAACCUAAACUUUGGUUGAUGGACUAUUUUGCCCAGGCAAAAGCAGGGAAUCUAUGAGGAAUAUGAAGACAUUCGUCGGGAGAACUCUGUUGGCACUUUCCACUGUUCCAUCUGUGGCCUAGGCAUGGCGACUCUCGGCUUUGUGACUCCGGAGGCCCCCUUUGAAUCAUCAAAGCCCCCCAUCUUUGAGGGGCUUAGCCCCACUGUUUACAGCAAUCCAGAGGGUUUCAAGGAAAAGUUCCUUCGCAAGACCCGCGAGAAUCCGGUGGUACCCAUAGGUUUCCUGUGCGCGGCGGCCGUCCUUACCAACGGCCUCUACUGCUUCCACCAGGGCAACAGCCAAUGUUCACGGCUUAUGAUGCACACCCAGAUCGCCGCCCAGGUCUUCACCGUUGCAGCCAUCUUGCUGGGUCUAGCUGCCACCGCUAUGAAGUCUCCACCCUGAGCCCAGGGUCUUGAAAACUCUGCAGAAAUCAUUCCAAAACCCAGGAGCAACCACUGGCCCUACCAUGGGACUUACUCUCUCCUCUCCUUUGAGAGGUCCCUGUGCCGUUGGGGGAGGAAGUGACCCUUCCUGUAACCGUAACUGAAAGAUUUUUUCAAAAAUCCCAGAUUCUGUUGUUUGAAUGUUACAUACUUCUAUUUGUGCCACAUCUUCCCUCCACUCCCCUGCUUAAUAAACUCUAAAAAUAAAAAAAGUAAAAAAUUAUACACA
This is a messenger RNA of Gorilla gorilla gorilla (western lowland gorilla), 1175 nucleotides long. It is a transcript of the gene HIGD2B, whose product is annotated as HIG1 hypoxia inducible domain family member 2B. Gene Ontology annotation, biological process: mitochondrial respirasome assembly. The coding region runs from base 585 to 905 and encodes 106 amino acids. Lineage: Eukaryota; Metazoa; Chordata; Mammalia; Primates; Hominidae. The record is from RefSeq and is a predicted model, not a curated record. The transcript is spliced from 4 exons. Gene Ontology annotation, cellular component: mitochondrion.